GGGCGGGCAUUGCAGUAUUUGUUGUUGUUUUCGUUCAGCAGAGCAGUCAGACAUCUUUUAACUGGAUCGCAUUCCCGUAUGUCAUGAUUAUAUUUUGAGCUAAUAAUUUUAACUUUGGGCAUUCUUGUGAGAAACUUGACUACACGAGGGACCAGUGGAGUUUAUCUGGUUUUGUCCUGUUGAGUGAAACUUGUUUUUGUCUUUUUCAAAGAUGGGCAGUCAGUAUCAGCGCUCAGUGCCACUGGAGGUGAGGAGAGCAGAGGGGGAGCGAGUUCGGGCCAAGCAUCCUGACAAGAUACCGAUAAUUGUGGAGAGGGCGCCCAGGUCACGAGCUCCUGAACUGGACAAGAAGAAAUACCUAGUGCCCUCAGAUUUAACAGUGGGCCAGUUGUGCUUCCUGAUACGCCAGCGUGUGUCUUUGAGACCGGAGGAGGCGCUCUUCUUCUUUGUCAACAACUCCCUUCCUCCAUCCAGCUCCCCUCUCUCUGCUGUAUAUGAGGAGCACCAUGAAGAGGACCUGUUCCUCUACAUGACCUACAGUAAUGAGAGCGUGUACGGUGCCUGAGGGAGGACAAAAGACUGAAGAAGGAGAGAGAGAGAGAGACAGAGAGAGAAUCAGAGGACACAAAGUGAGACUGUCUGAGGCUUCAAGUAUAAAGAUUGUUUGGAAUGCUUCACACCACUAUCAUUUUUUUAUAUUAUUUUUGUUAAGUAACUACAGUACAUGGUGGAAGAAAGGCUUUGCAAAAGGCCGAGGGGUCUGCUAGGUUUUCCUUUGUCAGUAUUUCAGCGUGAGCGAAAGGCAUUUUAUCACUUCAAGUUAUGUUGAUUUCUUACUUGGUAAAAAAAAAGAGGAAGGGUGAAAAGAAAGGAAGAAAGCAUUACAAAAAAAGGGUUAUCGAAAUGACGUUGAGGGAGCUCUCAUCUUUCUCAGUCAUCUGUAUUUAAUGCAAAUAGUAUUGUUUUUGUAAAUUACUAUCAUGAACUUUUGUGGAAAAUAAAGAAGAAAAUGCA
Scatophagus argus is the source of this 1014-nucleotide messenger RNA. RefSeq lists its product as uncharacterized. The transcript is spliced from 5 exons. Lineage: Eukaryota; Metazoa; Chordata; Actinopteri; Scatophagidae. Bases 212 to 565 code for a protein of 117 amino acids. Gene Ontology annotation, biological process: autophagosome assembly; cellular response to nitrogen starvation; macroautophagy. Gene Ontology annotation, cellular component: autophagosome; cytosol; autophagosome membrane. Gene Ontology annotation, molecular function: ubiquitin protein ligase binding; GABA receptor binding. The record is from RefSeq and is a predicted model, not a curated record.